This is a messenger RNA of Dendronephthya gigantea, 875 nucleotides long. RefSeq lists its product as uncharacterized. Lineage: Eukaryota; Metazoa; Cnidaria; Anthozoa; Malacalcyonacea; Nephtheidae. The coding region runs from base 96 to 875 and encodes 259 amino acids. The record is from RefSeq and is a predicted model, not a curated record. The transcript has a single exon.
AGUACUUUUCUACUUUUUAUAUCUCUGUUAUUUUUGGAUUAACGACAGUUAUCUAUUACAUAAUUUUACUGCUUUUGGGGGUCUACGGCAGGCAUAUGUAUUAUAGAUACCCUGUAAAUGUACUUGAUUUCACUGGAGUAAUCAUUUGUAGUAUUGUGGUAUUACGCAAUAUUCGCUCUGGUGAGCAGACCACAUCUUAUUCUAAUUUCCAUAUAUUGUCUUUGGUAUCGUCAGAAUUUCUCCUGGGUUCUCUACUGGCAUACGUUUACAGAUACGGCAUAGUUCCUUUCUUCAAUGGUGUAAAAGAAGAACAAUAUAAAUUUACGAUCGCUGCUAUGGCGCCUGUGUCGGUCAUCAUUCCUGCAGUAAUUCUGAAGCACAUCGCGUUGAGGCGGAGUUCCGAGGUAGUACAUCCUGGUCGGAGUUUUGUGCUGGUGUACUUUAUCCGAGGUGGAGUAAUUUACUUAUACCGUACCAUGCAAGCGGACUUCACAAACAUUUGGCUGUUCGUUGGACUUUCAUUAUUUUCCGGCGUUUUUAACUUUUUGAAGAAAGCAACCUAUCGCGUAAGAAUGAGAUUGUGGAGUUACAUCAUCUCACGGUUGAAGCGAACUGUUUGCUGUCAAAGACUUCACGAAAUGCCUCGUGACACACCACACUACAGAAGGUUAAGAGCGGAUUUAGAAAUUCAAAACAUGCUUUUUGAGUACAUUACACUAGUUCUAAGUCAAGGGAUCUUGGUCUUGUACAUUGUAGAAAGUUUUAAACUUUCUGUUUCGUCCAUCAUUUACGAGACUUUGAGGAACGUCGCUAUUGGCAUUGGAAUCGACUUCUUUUUCAAUGUCUUAUCUAAUUUUGUUCAAUUAUACACAUAA